Messenger RNA from Lagenorhynchus albirostris (white-beaked dolphin), 3938 nucleotides. RefSeq names its product RRN3 homolog, RNA polymerase I transcription factor (gene RRN3). NCBI's taxonomy places the organism in Eukaryota, Metazoa, Chordata, Mammalia, Artiodactyla, Delphinidae. Gene Ontology annotation, molecular function: RNA polymerase I general transcription initiation factor activity; RNA polymerase I core binding. The record is from RefSeq and is a predicted model, not a curated record. Gene Ontology annotation, cellular component: nucleus. Gene Ontology annotation, biological process: transcription initiation at RNA polymerase I promoter. The coding region runs from base 44 to 1999 and encodes 651 amino acids. The transcript is spliced from 18 exons.
CACGACUUCCGGCGUAAGGUGUAGUCGUCGCGUGUCCGGUCAGAUGGCGGCACCGUUGCUUCACACGCGGUUUCCCGGAGAUGCCGCCGCUUCGGCAGCUGCAGUCAAGACGCUGGCCGCGUCGAGGACCGGGCUUUCAGAUAUGCUUGCACUAGAAAAUGAUUUCUUCAAUUCUCCCCCAAGAAAAACUGUUCGGUUUGGUGGAACUGUGACAGAAGUGUUGCUGAAGUACAGAAAGGGGGAAACAAAUGACUUUGAGUUGUUGAAGAACCAGCUGUCAGAUCCAGAGAUAAAGGAUGACCAGAUCAUUAACUGGCUGCUGGAAUUCCGUUCCUCCAUCAUGUACUUGACAAAAGACUUUGAGCAGCUUAUUAAUAUUCUGUUGAGGUUGCGGUGGUUAAAUAGAAGUCAGACAGUGGUGGAGGAAUAUUUAGCUUUCCUUGGUAAUCUUGUAUCAGCACAGACUGUCUUCCUUAGACCAUGUCUCAGCAUGAUUGCUUCUCAUUUUGUACCUCCCCGAGUGGUCACUAAGGAAGGUGACAUAGAUGUUUCGGAUUCUGAUGACGAAGAUGAUAAUCUUCCUGCAAAUUUUGACACAUGUCACAGAGCCUUACAAAUAAUAGCAAGAUAUGUCCCAUCAACACCAUGGUUUCUUAUGCCGAUACUGGUGGAAAAAUUUCCGUUUGUUCGAAAAUCAGAGAGAACAUUGGAGUGUUAUGUUCAUAACUUACUAAGGAUUAGUGUGUAUUUUCCGACCUUGAGACAUGAAAUUCUGGAGCUUGUUAUUGAAAAGCUGCUCAAGUUGGACGUGAAUGCAUCCCGGCAGGAUAUUGAAGAUGCUGAGGAAACAGCAACUCAGACUAGUAGUGGAACAGAUGCCACAGAAGGGCUCUUUAAUAUGGACGAAGAUGAAGAAACUGACCAUGAAACAAAGGCCGAUCCAGGAAUGCUUGAUCAGAUGGUCCAUCCUGUAGCUGAACGCCUGGACAUCCUGCUGUCUUUACUUUUGUCCUACAUUAAGGAUGUCUGCUAUGUAGAUGGUAAGCUUGAUAACAACAAAACAAAGGAUUUAUAUCGAGAUCUCAUAACCAUCUUUGACAAACUCCUGUUGCCCACCCAUGCCUCUUGCCAUGUGCAGUUUUUCAUGUUUUACCUCUGUAGCUUUAAAUUGGGAUUUGCAGAAGCAUUUUUGGAACAUCUGUGGAAAAAAUUGCAGGAUCCAAAUAAUCCUGCUAUCAUCAGGCAAGCUGCUGCAAAUUAUAUUGGAAGCUUUUUGGCAAGAGCUAAAUUUGUUCCUCUUAUUACUGUAAAAUCAUGCCUCGAUCUUUUGGUUAAGUGGCUGCACGUAUACCUUAAUAACCAGGAUUCAGGAACAAAGGCAUUUUGUGACGUUGCUCUCCACGGACCAUUUUAUUCAGCCUGCCAAGCUGUGUUCUACACUUUUGUUUUUAGACACAGGCAGCUUUUAAGUGGAAACCUGAAGGAAGGUUUGAGGUACCUUCAAAGUCUAAAUUUUGAACGGAUAGUGAUGAGUCAGCUAAAUCCUCUGAAGAUUUGCCUGCCCUCGGUAGUUAACUUUUUUGCUGCAAUCACAAACAAAUACCAGCUUGUUUUCUGCUACACCCUCAUUGAGAGGAACAACCGCCAGAUGCUGCCAGUUAUCAGAAACACUGCUGGGGGGGACUCAGUGCAAACCUGCACGAACCCACUUGACACUUUCUUCCCCUUCGAUCCUUGUGUACUGAAGAGGUCCAAGAAAUUCAUUGAUCCUCUUUAUCAGGUAUGGGAAGACAUGAGUGCAGAAGAGCUUCAGGAGUUUAAGAAACCCAUUAAAAAGGAGAUGGUGGAAGAUGAAGAAGAUGAUUUUUUGAAAGGUGAAGCUGGGAUUACACCAAGCUCCUUUGAUGCGCAUUUCCGCAGUCCUUCAAGCAGUGUGGGCUCCCCACCUGUCUUAUACCUGCCAGACCAGUCCCCCAUGAUCACAAGGAUUUGUGAUUGAGACUGACAUUCCUCCUGUCGUGCCCUUCAGUACCAAGGUUCAUACUGUUUGAGCAUCGCGUUGAACUAGAGCGAGUACGUGCUUCAGGCAUCUCACUUUCAAGUUAGACUUACUCUAAUGUCUGAACAGACGUGGUUGGGUUUUUUGUUUUGUUUUUGUUUUUUCUGUUUUGCUCCUGUACAGACAAAAGGAAAAGACAGGGGCUUCCCUGGUGGCGCAGUGGUUGAGAGUCCGCCUGCCGAUGCAGGGGACACAGGUUCAUGCCCCGGUCCGGGAAGAUCCCACAUGCCGCGGAGCGGCUGGGCCCGUGAGCCAUGGCCGCUGAGCCUGCACGUCCAGAGCCUGUGCUCCGCAGCGGGAGAGGCCACAGCAGUGAGAGGCCCGCGUACUGCAAAAAAAAAGGAAAAGACAGAAUAUCAUGUGCAAUAUUUUACGGUGGAGUUGAUGAUAAGUGUUGAAAGCUUGGCUCAUUUGUUUAAUGUAUACAUUUUUUUGUUACAGCUUUUUGACAUAAUUAUUGUGAAAUUUCUAAUAUCAGCAACAGCCUAUUUUAACAGAUUGCAUUUUUAACGAGGUUUUUGUCAGAGCCAUACUUACAGGACUUUGUUGAUAUGAUAUCUUUUCACUGAAAAAUCCUCAAGGACACUCUUUGAAGUCUUCAGAAUGAGUUUCUUUUGGAUACGCUGUUUCCCCUCUGCUGUAACUGUAUUUGUGUUCCGCGGUUUCAGUGGGGUGCAGGGAAGAUAGCAGCAAAGUGUGGGGAGGGGGCCAGGGCUGGUCCUGGAUGCUGCAAGUUGGAGCUGGCACUGAAGGAGAUCUCCAGGGACUUCAGAAACUAAUAAAAGCCUAGAGGGACGAGAGAGGAUUUAGAGAAACAGAAUCAGACACAUCGUACAUUUGUGAGUGUUAAAAUGGGUUUAAAAGAAAAAAGGAGUUCCAGGUAAAUGUAAUUCACAUUGACUGAAGUAGGGUUGGACUUUUAUAAAACACAGCUCACAGUGUUUUACCCUGACGCUCCCAGAAGUGCUGUCAGGACUGGAACUACUUGUAGUGGAAUGUAGUAUUGAUCAUUGAGAAUUUCUUUGUCCAGAAGUAGGGGAAGAGAGGGGAUUUUAGGUUAUUUGGUGGAAUGGUUUUGCUAGCAACAGUAGGUCAGGGUUACAGCUACAGUCCCUGUCUACUGACUGUUCGUACCAUGGAUGCCAGCUCAGUGAAAUCCUCUGGCGAGGCUCUUUUUGUAUUUUUAUAACUAAACACUGGGAGAGAGGAGUCUAAACAACCUCGCUGUAUGAUAAAUUUGUGCAAGCGCUGCUAGUCAUUUUGAAGCUCCUGCAUAUUUUAGCUUCAUUCCUUAUUUGUGUACUUGUUAUUUGUGAAAACGGACACCUUUAAAUAUAUUUAUUUUUCUGCCACUUUCCUAUUCUUUAUUUAAAGGCAAGUGAUAUUUUCUUGAUCACAAAUAUUUUAUAAUGAAAUACUUUCUCUUUCCUAGGGCUUUGUAUGCUCUCAUAUAUUUACAUUGAUGGCAAUGUAGAGUUUGAAUUUCAGUCUGUAAAUAUGUUUUUGGAAAAUAGAAAUUUUUAUUGUUUUAAAAAGUUUUGGGUAUUGGUGAUUUUCUUUUGGUGACUUGGUGGAAAGUUGUUUGAGAGCCUUUAGGUUCGCUGUUUUUUUAACUGCUGACAAAAAGGUAGGAUUUUUGUAUAGUGGAUAAAAUGAGUAAUUGAAAAUGUGUCUGUAGAAAUUAACAGUAAGUGGGGUCUUUGUGAGUUGAGAAGUAGUUUUAAUGUAGAAGUAUUUAGACAAAUAAGUCAAAAAUUUCAAAGGAGUUUGAGAAAAAAAAUACUGUGAAAAUAAAACAAUGACAUGGUUAAUCUGGAACUUUUGUCCUUAUGCCAAUACAGGGAGGUACCCCAAUAAAGAAGCUUCUCAUGUAAAUGUU